Molecule: messenger RNA, 2344 nt
Organism: Hypoxylon trugodes
Lineage: Eukaryota; Fungi; Ascomycota; Sordariomycetes; Xylariales; Hypoxylaceae
Product: WD40 repeat-like protein
Exons: 7
Coding region: 322-2160 (612 amino acids)
Biological process (GO): carbon catabolite repression of transcription
Cellular component (GO): cell tip; nucleus; cell division site
Molecular function (GO): protein binding
Source: RefSeq, a predicted model, not a curated record
CCUUUUUUUAUUUCCUCCUCUACCUUACCAACUUCAUCCACUGUAUCAAGCAUUGUUUGAAUAGGCGCAAGAUGUAACUUUAGAUUAUGUCCAAACUCCACGUUACGAAAUAUGAGCUGAUGUAGCUUAACUUCCCGAUCCAAAAUCAACUUAUUCCCCAAUCUUGUUGUUUGCCUCGGUUCUAUCCUUCCCUCCCAUUCGGUAUACGACUCGUUUAAUUCCUUCACGCGAUCCGAGUAUAUGGAAUAGAUAUCUAGAAUUACACGGCGUCAUCCUUGUUAUUAAGUGGCCUUUUCAAUUGGAAUCCAAUAAACCCUCGCCAUGUUUGUGUUACCGCCUCCGCCUAGGUAUCCAACGCAGGCAGCGUAUAAUGCCGCUGUUGCUGCCGGCCAUGCCACCCCCAUGAUCGAGACGAACAACAUCCUAUCGAAUCCCGAAGAUCAAUUCCUAGUUGGAGAAGGAACAUAUGUGUUGAAAGAAGACCUUCUCCUUGCGACACCACCACCACAUCCAUCCGAGGCGCCGGUUAUUAACCCCAACCCACUAGCGACUACUCCUCAACCAGCUACAGCUGGAACCAAGAUCUCCCUCCUUAGCUUAGAAACGCGACCUCCUCCGCCCGCCCUCUUCAAACUUACUCCGACAACCACCACGUUAUCCCCGAGCAUUGCCGAACAUCCUAGCGAAGGACGAUAUUCGAACGACGCCAAAUUGAGUAGCGAUGGUGAGGGGAGGGGCACAUCAUUUAGUGAUGGUGGACCAUCUACUUCGGCCACAGCCAUUUCGGCGCCAGCUUUUGGUGAUGGAAAUGCUCUGCUUGCUCCAGAAAGGACCAAGGAUCCGAAUAAGCGACGGAAACCUAAGAAUAACAUGACUAAGAGUAAUUCGUCCUUCAUAUCGCGGGUCAUCAUAAACGAAGCGUUCUCUAAGAAAAUAGCCGACCGACCAAGCGAUGGACUGUUCGCCUUUGCCAACAUAAACCGUGCAUUCCAAUGGCUAGAUCUAUCGUCUCCUACUAAAGCCGACUACUUGACUAAGAUUCUAUUUACAAAGGCGCAUUGCUUAAGCCACGAUGUCAACUUAGUAACGAAGAGCCCGAGUCACAUAGAUAUGAUCAUGGGUUUCUCAACGGGCGAGAUUAUAUGGUGGGAGCCUAUGUCUCAGAGAUAUACUAGGUUAAAUAAGAAUGGGGUAAUUAACAAAACACCGGUUUCCCAAAUACGUUGGAUUCCCGGAGCAGAAAACCUAUUUCUUGCGGCGCAUAUGGAUGGCUCUUUAGUUGUCUACGAUAAGGAGAAAGAAGAUGCGAUUUUCAAUCCCGAGGAGGAAGACCCGAAACCUAAUGGGGAGGCUGCUCCUCCUAAGGUCGUCAAUCACUAUAAGGAGAUUAAUGUGUUAAAAUCGGUUCACUCCAAGAACCAGAAGAAUAACCCUGUAGCUGUGUGGAAGUUAUCAAAUCAGCGAAUCAAUGCCUUCGAGUUUUCGCCCGAUAAUCGCCAUCUUGCCGUGGUUUCUGAAGAUGGUACAAUGCGGAUUAUCGAUUACCUAAAGGAAGAGCUCCUAGGAGUAUAUAAUGCGUAUUAUGGUGGGUUUAUAUGUGUGUGUUGGUCUCCGGAUGGCAAGUACGUCCUCACAGGAGGACAGGAUGAUUUGAUUUCGAUAUGGUGUCCAUCGGAAACGACACUCAUAGCACGAUGUCAAGGACAUCAGUCAUGGGUUACAUCUGUCGCGUUUGACCCGUGGAGAUGCGACGAGAGGAACUAUCGUUUCGGCAGUGUAGGCGAAGAUUGUCGGUUAUGUCUCUGGGACUUCAACGUCGGCAUGUUACACAAACCGAAGGCGACAGCAAGCCGGCAACGAGGAUCUGUAUCCUCCCGACUACCUGCAUUGCAACGCGCUGAGACGCAAGGCACAUCGACUAGUAGGUUACGGUCGGACUCUGUCGUCUCGGCGUUAGAUGCAGAAGAGAACACGAUCAAUCACCCCGUCGAGCCGCGUUCGAGAACAGCGAUAUUACCGCCUGUGUUGACGAAGAUGGCUGACAAACAUCCGCUUAGCUGGAUUGAGUUUACUGAAGAUGCCAUAAUGACGAGCUGUAAGACAGGUCACAUCAGAACUUGGAAUCGACCAUCCGACACCCCAGCUCCAGCAGAAUUAUGAUGAAAAGAGGAGGAAAGUUCUCCAGAACACUCUAGAGGGGACAUCACUCCCACGGUGCCGAACGAUUGCAUUCAUUGAAUCAUGACUUUGCGAUUAUGGAUACGAUAUGGAUACGGGCAUAGAUGUGUACAUAAACACCAACUAGCUUUGAAGCUUCGAAACAAAGAGCGUGCAUGCACUGUUG